Hordeum vulgare subsp. vulgare (domesticated barley) is the source of this 1159-nucleotide messenger RNA. RefSeq names its product probable histone acetyltransferase HAC-like 1. The transcript is spliced from 5 exons. Lineage: Eukaryota; Viridiplantae; Streptophyta; Magnoliopsida; Poales; Poaceae. Bases 71 to 922 code for a protein of 283 amino acids. The record is from RefSeq and is a predicted model, not a curated record.
GCCCCCUUGCUUUCCUUCGUCUCCGGCCACCUCCUGGUCCCAGACUCCCUACCCCCCCCUGCCGAGGAAGAUGAAUGCGUGGCAGAGGACGCUGAUGAAUCAGGUUGGUAGCGCUGGCCUUGGCGUUGGCGGCUCCGGCGGGGUGCAGAUGCAGGAUGUGGUGGGCCUUGCCGCGGCGGCCGAUCCCGAGUUUGUGAUGCUGCGGGACAACACCCGAGAGAAGAUACAUCAGUUUUUGGAAAGGGGGCCAUUGCUGGCUGUGUGGCGGCGCCGCCUCCGGGCGCUCUCGAGGCGGCUUGAGGAGAUCUUGUUUAGAAAAUACCCAAACAAGAUGGAGUACUACAAUAUGAGUAGGCAACCAAUGCCACCAGCAUUAAUGUUUGCUAUGAAGACCUUCAGGGCUCAGAUCCGACAAUAUCUACAAAACCAACAAUCGUUAAGACAGAUAGUAUCUUCCUCAGGCUAUGGGGCAAUGAAUCUGACAUCCAAUAUUGUGCAAGGUGCAAGUGAAAAUUCUCGAAUGUCUUCUGUGACGGGCGAUUUUGGCGCUUCGUCGUCUAGUGCAAACAUGGUUCUGCAGAACGUCAACAUGGAUACCUCACUGCCUGCAGGAGCUCCUGAUGAUGGGCAUGUGAACACAGUGCUUUCUCUGGGGAUAAACCCUACACGACAUGAUCUUUCUAGAGCGUCCAACAACAACCAGGCACGCCCGACGCCUAUGAAGGAUCUCCCAAGGGUACCAAAGUUCAACUGCCCAGUCUGCAUCAGUGAGAUGGUUGAUGCGUCGUCUACUAUCUGUGGCCACAUCUUCUGCAAGAAAUGCAUUGAGGCCUCAAUCCGAUUUCAGAAGAAGUGCCCUACCUGUCGUAGGAGGCUGACCAUGAGAAAUUUCCACCGCAUCUACCUCCCGGCGAUGGAUUGAACUGAUCCAGACAUACUGGCCGUGGUGGAGCAUCAACACCCAACCCUUCCUCUCCUCAACGGCAUUUUUUGUAAUUCUGUUUGAACUAUUCUUCAUGGGGUUAUCAUUAGAAUCUAGUUUGUGCUCAUCGAGUCAAUAAGUGGCCAGGUCUAAUUAACGAACGUGUUAUAUGCAUCCUUGGUGGUAAAGGAUACCGUUCUCGUGGAACUCAGAAACAUAUGUGGCAUGGUAUUGUGA